This is a messenger RNA of Vicugna pacos (alpaca), 414 nucleotides long. NCBI's taxonomy places the organism in Eukaryota, Metazoa, Chordata, Mammalia, Artiodactyla, Camelidae. The record is from RefSeq and is a predicted model, not a curated record.
CUUUCCCGGCCACCCGCCCCCUGCCCCGGGCCUGCGUAUGAAUCUCCUGGACCCCUUCAUGAAGAUGACCGACGAGCAGGAGAAGGGCCUGUCUGGCGCCCCCAGCCCCACCAUGUCCGAGGACUCGGCGGGCUCGCCCUGCCCUUCGGGCUCCGGCUCCGACACCGAGAACACGCGGCCCCAGGAGAACACGUUCCCCAAGGGCGAGCCGGACCUGAAGAAGGAGAGCGAGGAGGACAAGUUCCCCGUGUGCAUCCGCGAGGCCGUCAGCCAGGUGCUCAAGGGGUACGACUGGACGCUGGUACCCAUGCCGGUGCGCGUCAACGGCUCGAGCAAGAACAAGCCGCACGUCAAGCGGCCCAUGAACGCCUUCAUGGUGUGGGCUCAGGCGGCGCGCAGGAAGCUCGCCGACCA